AUGUCCUCAUCUCCUCACAAGAAGGAGGAUAAAGAUCAACAGCAAGGCAACAGUUCAAAUCACAAUGCAUUGUCUCAGGUAGCAUCAGCCGCACUUCUUCUGGAUCGUUUGAAUACCUCAUCGAGCGUGGAGAGAAGAGCAAUCUUGGACGAAUUGCGUGAUCAUUUAUCAGAAGAUGUCAAGUAUGGGCGAACAGCUUCUUUGUUGGCUGCCCUAAGUCAUACUUUUGGAGACGUUCAAAGAGUCGCUUUAGGUAUCUCAACGCAGGCUGAAGAAACAGACUUACUUCCGAAGCAAGAAAUACUCAAUGCCAUCCUUGGAAUAUUGAGAAGAGUCGCACGAAACAGUACAGGGCCAUCUUCAGUUUCCGCAGCUCGUACGUGUGCAUCAGCAUUUCAAGCUUUGAGUUACAUAUUCAAAGGAAACGCAUUCGCUUCACUUUCAUCUCUGGACAUACAGUAUGUGGUCAGCGUAUCUACGAGGUGCUUGCGAUGGGGCAUCAAUGAAGCUUUAGAGGCACAACCUCGAACCAACACUGCACGAAGGGUAGGUCCAGGAAAUGCUCUCGCCUUCUCAGGUCAGCGUCUUGGCGGUGAUAAGGCGCAAGGAUCAUCUGUAACAUACAAUCGCAAGUCUGCCUUUUCGUCUAUGGGCAAUGUACCGUCUGGGCCAGUUUUGCGCAAACAGACAUCAUCUUCCAGUCUAGGCAGCGUGACACAGAGUAUAGCAAGUGCAGGAUGGGAAAGUGAAUCUGCCGCAUCAGCUUCAGAGCGAGAGAAUGAUGCAGAUGAAGAGGAUGACAGGAAGCGCCUGGGAUCGGCUUGUCGGGCGGUUAGAACUCGUAUUAUUGCAUUCUUGGAAGCCUUGAAUGCGACAAAUGCAAAAAGUCUGUUGUUGCAUUGGCCUCAACUACUCUGCGAGAGUGGAAGCGAACAUGCAUGCUUGCUGGACAUUGCAGAAAUCGAUGCGAUCGUUUCAAAUAGGGUGCAUGCAUGUCACACCAUCGAAGCUUACAUACUUGCAGGGAAGAACUUGGGCUUCUUCAAUGGUGCAGAGGAGAGGGCAGGAUUGAGUGCGUUUACUUCCUUGUCCAGCCGUAUUGCUUCUACUAUCGUACAGAUACGACAUCGAUUGAUUGGGAUACUGCAGUCGAAUUGCACAACCUCAGUAAAAGAAGCUGCACUCCGAACAACUUCGACGCUCGUUGAAGCAACACCGAAAGCUAAACUUCGCCAAACGCAUGUCGAAAUUAUUCGACCUAUAGCGCUUCGACUAUGCUCAAGCGCAGAUGCCGCGAUCGCAGUGAAAGCCUAUACUUUACUCUCCACCAUGCUUGGGGCGACAGAUGAUGAAAUUCCGACUGCAUCCUUUGGUAAUGUGCAGUUAGGUGAAAGUGUCUUGAAGUCUUUGCAAGAUGAUAAUACGGGACCCGAUACGAAGGCACAAGCAUGGAAAGCAUUAGCUAAAGUGGCUGAAAAGCAAUCAAAUGACAAUACAGAGAACGAAGCGGAACUACGCUCACUGGCACUGCAGCAACUAUCACUUGCAACGGAGGAAGUCCGACAGGGAAUAGGCUCAUUCAUUCUCGCAAAAUGUGGAGAUGUGUCCCAGCAAAGUCGUUGGAGUGAGCAUGUCAAAUUGUUACAACAGGACUCAUCACCGUCUGUGAGGAUCAUAGCAGCGGAUUGUUUGGCGUUGACAAGCUUGGAGGGCGAUGGACUUGCUUCACUUUGUCAAGAUGAGGAUAGCAGCGUUCGUGCUGCUGCAUUUCGAGGUAUCGGAAGCUCUAUACAAAGGGGAAAUAAGAUCAAUGCAGCGCACGAAGAUAUUCUGCGAAAAGGCCUACGAGAUACUUCAGCUUUGGUCAGACAACGUGCAAGCUGGUCAUUUGGCAAUCUUUGUGAAGCAGGUGGUGAGAUUAACUUAUUGUCCGACUGUAUCAUUACUCGUAGAGACGAUGAGCGUGUUGGUAUUCAUGCUAUGAGAGGAGUAGGUGCGCUGCUAGCGAAUAGCCGGUUGUCAGAUCUCAUUUCAAGAACUCAAGUAAUUGCCGAAGCAUUGGAAUGGAUCAGCGACACCUUGACGACAAGCAAAGAUCCGAAAAUGCGAUGGAACACAUGUGCAUCAGUAGGAAAAGUAUUCGCAAUGGAGGAUGUAGAUGGAAUGGCAUACCUUUUACAAUCAAAAAGUGGCUUGCCAGUAACGCUUUCUCGCAUAAUAGCAAACGACAAGACUUUCAAGACCCGCUUGACUGCAUCAACAGCACUAAUCUCUCUCAUCGAACGUACGUCAGGUACUUCGCUCUUGCAAAAUCACAUCAUUCGUCAGAUCGAAACGAAUAUCAACACAGCUAAACAAGGAAUCGUGCAACAAGUCGAAAAUGCUUCUUUCCGAGAAGCACAAUUACAUGUGAUACCCCUACAAAAGUCUAUCGAAACGCUUGCUUCUUUGUUGGCUGGGUAUUCGAUAGCAAGUACGUAG
Meira miltonrushii is the source of this 2481-nucleotide messenger RNA. RefSeq lists its product as uncharacterized. The transcript has a single exon. Lineage: Eukaryota; Fungi; Basidiomycota; Exobasidiomycetes; Exobasidiales; Brachybasidiaceae. Bases 1 to 2481 code for a protein of 826 amino acids. The record is from RefSeq and is a predicted model, not a curated record.